Molecule: messenger RNA, 4397 nt
Organism: Nematolebias whitei (Rio pearlfish)
Lineage: Eukaryota; Metazoa; Chordata; Actinopteri; Cyprinodontiformes; Rivulidae
Gene: gemin5
Product: gem (nuclear organelle) associated protein 5
Exons: 28
Coding region: 1-4329 (1442 amino acids)
Molecular function (GO): protein binding
Source: RefSeq, a predicted model, not a curated record
AUGAACGAGAGAUCGCUUCCCGCCUCUCCCAACUGGUACUGCUCGCGCUGCAGUGACGUCAACAGCACCGGUUUGUUGGGCGUCGGAGCCAAGAACGUCGUUUACCUGAUUGAUGUUUCCGCGUCCUCGUGCAGAGUUACAGGUGAGCUCGCGGGCCACCGGGACCUGGUGUCGGGCUUUUCUUUCUGUCCGCACGCCGAGCAGAGUCACGUCUGCGUCAGCUCGUCCACCGACGGCACCGUUCGUUUCUGGGACUCCAAGUCCAAGACGGUGAUCAGGGAGCAUGCUGCCCACCAGAGUCCAGUCUCCGCGGUCCACUGGUCUCCUGUCGACAAGAACCUGGUGGUGUCGGGGGACGAGAAAGGAGUGGUGGUCGUCCACUGGUUCCACACCGGAGACACGUGCAGCUUCUUCCCCGAGCCGAGGACCAUCUUCUGCCUCAGCUGCUGUCCUCACAGCUGGAAGUCUGUGGCUGUCGGGUACAAAGAUGGGAUGAUCGUCCUCAUCGACGUCAGUCAGAAAGGAGAAGUGACGCACCGUCUCCGUGGACACGACAACGAGAUCCACUCGCUGGCGUGGGCGCCUCAGAGCGGCGAGGACGCUCUCUGCAGCAGAGCCGACGACGGCGACGGAAUUAACGGAGCUCCCCGAGGAGAGGACGCCGGCUGCUUCCUCGCAUCGGGGAGCAAAGACCAGACGGUGAGGAUCUGGAGCACAGCCAAGGGGAAAGCUCUGAUGACCCUGAAGCUGCCCUUCCUGAAGAGAAGAGGUUCUGCCGUCGACCCCGGGGUCCGAGAGAGGAUCUGGCUGAACGUCCACUGGCCGAAGGGACGACCCACGCAGCUGGUGUCCAGCUGCUUCAGCGGUGAGUUGGUGUUGUGGGAUUUGGCCAAGUCGGGGAAGCAGAAGUGGAGUCUGUUUGGAGCGUCGUCCGAGGGCCAGAACCACAGCCGGAUCGUCUUCAACAUGAGUUCUGUUGAGCUGCAGGACAGAGAGCUGCUCAUCAGCACCUCCAUGGACCGAGAGAUUAAAUGCUGGGACCUGGACUCUUUGGGCUGCUGCUGGACCCUCCCCACCCUGGGGGGUCACGUCUACACUCUGACCUUCUCCCCGGUGGGCGUGGGCUGUCUGGCUCUGGGUGUCGGGGACAACAUGAUCCGGGUCUGGAACACGCUGAGCACUCAGAACCCGUACGACAUCCGGUCCUUCUGGCAGGGCAUCAAGUCCAAGGUCACGGCGCUGGCGUGGCAUCCGAGAAAAGAAGGCUGCUUGUCGUUUGGAACGGACGAUGGGAAAGUUGGGAUUUAUGACGUCUUCUCCAACAAGCCUCCUCAGAUAUCCAGCUCUUAUCACAGGAAGACCGUCUACACGUUGGCCUGGGGACCCCCGGUGCCCCCCAUGUCUCUUGGUGCAGAAGGAAAACAGAGCUACAGCCUGUACAGCUGCUCAGGGGAAGGCGUCAUCCUGCAGCACGACCCGUCGAAGCUGAGCGGAGACGCGUCGGACAUUGACAAGCUGAUCAGAGACACCAACAACAUCCAGCACAAGUUGUCUCCACACACCGACCUCAGCUGGAAGCCCGAUGGGACAGUUGUUGCCAUUGGCAACGAGGACGGGAGCAUCGACGUGUACCAGGCUCCUCGUCUGAAGCAGCUCUGCAGCGUCCAGCAGCACCACAAGGUCAUCAACUCGUUACGAUGGCACCCGGACCCCCACUGUCCCCCCGAGCUGAGCGGGCUGCUGGCCUCCGGCUCCAGCAACGCCAUCGUCUUCAUCCACAACCUGCGCGCCGUCAUCGAGAACCCUCCGGAGGAGCCCGUGGUCCUGAACGAGUCGUAUCGCAGGUUGUGCGGUCAUACGGCUAAAAUCACGGGCAUGGCCUGGAGCCCGCAUCACAACGGCCGGCUGGUCACCGCCUCGUAUGACGGCACGGCGCAGGUGUGGGACGUCCUGGAGGAGGCAGCUGUCGCCAACUACCGCGGUCACAACAACUACCUGCUGUGUGUCGACUGGUCGCCCGUGGAUCCAGAUGUGGUCUGGACCGGAGGGAAGGACUUCACCGUGCACGAGUGGAAGGUCUCCAGGCAAGAGUUCACCAAGCCGCCCAAAGGGAAGAAGAUGGUCAUGCUGCAGGAGAAGAAGGCCACCUCCAAGCAGCAGAAGAAGAAGAACAAGACCACGGGAGAGUCCGGAGGAGCCGCGAGGCCGAAGGCAAACGGAGAGCCCGGCGUGGAAGAGGAGACGAAAAAGGAGCCGUCUGAAGGAGAAGACGACGACGUAAAGUCGACAAACGGCCUCGAAGCUCCAGCAGCAAAUCCAGAGGUGCAAAGAAAAUCAACGUCUGCUGCAAAAAACAAAACAGAUUUCCACCUGUUGAAGAAGAAGAAGGCUCGCUCCAUGCUGCCCCUCAGUACCUGCAUGGACCACCGGCCCAAAGAAGAACUGCUGCAGGACUGCGUCACGCUGGCUUCCCUCAGAUACUCUGAAGCCCCACCUGCAGGUUGUGUCCCGGGUCAGGGGGAUCACGUCCACCUGGGUCUGUUCCAUGACCGGCAGGCGCUGCGCUGCAUGUUCCAGGCAGAAGAGGAGGCCCACCUGGAGGCGGGUCACCUGGACUCUGUGGUGUACCUGCGGCUGUGGAGCGGGGACCUGCAGGGGGCGCUGCAGCUCGCCACAGAGAGGGGGGAGCUGAAUGACCACCUGCUGUCCGUCGCCCCCAUGGCUGGGUUCGAGGUGUGGAGCCGGGCGGCGGAGGCCUACGUGAAGCAGCUGAGCCUGCAGGAGCAGCACCUGAAGGCAGCGUCUUACCUGCUGUCGCUCAACAAACUGUACGAGGCCGUGGACCUGCUGAGGUCCAACAAGCUCUACAGGGAGGCCAUCGCUCUGGUCAAAGCCCGGCUGCCAGCAGAAGAACCCGUCCUGAACGAGCUGUACGCGUGUUGGGCCGCCGCGCUGGAGAAGGACGGACAUUUAUCUGCAGCUGCCAAGUGCUACCUCGCGGCCGGCUGCAGCUUCGACGCAGCCAAGGUCAUCUCCAGGAAGAACGACGCUUCCUCUUUGAAGGCGGCAGCCGGUCUGGCCAGAAUCUCCGGCGAGGAGGUUCUGGCCCAGUCCCUGGCUCUGAGAUGUGCCAAAGACCUGGCUGCUGCUCAGGACUGGGUCGGAGCGCAGGAGGUCCUGAGCUCCCAGCCCGGCCUGCUGGUCCACAGGCUCCAUCUGUGUGUGGCGGAGCUGCUGGCUGCGUCUCUGGAGGACUCGGACGUCUUCUGUCCCGCUUCCCGUGUCUCCAGCCAUCCGUGGGCGGUGCCCGGUCAGAGAUCCAGCAGCCUCCAGGACAAAGUGAGGGACGUCUGGGAGAAGGAGUUUGGUGUUUCACAGAACUCCGCAGGAGACCGCGGAGCCAACGCUCUGCUGCAGGAGCUGAAGGGAGUGGAGAGUCCAACGCCGAGCGCCACCGUCCCCUUCAGACAGGUCCUGCUGUACUCCUCGGUUCACCUGACCCGGGCGCUGCUGAGCUGGAUCCAGAACUCAGACGGACCUCUGAUAACGGAGCUGUGGCAGGCGGCGGCCUGGUUCAGGGAGGCGGGACACUUCUGUGCGUCUGCAGAGUUCUGCAGGCUGCUGUUCCCUGACGGGGACGCCAGUGGUUUUUCCAGGAAUCACUCUGAAACGCUGCAUCACACAGAGGAAGCAGCCGAAGCUGCAGCCGAAGAUGAAGCUGCAGCCGAAGCUACAGCUGCAGCUGCCAGCCUGCAGGCGUUUGUCUGUUACCACCGUCUGUACGAACGCUGGUGGAGCGGCACCACGGCAGGACAAGGCGUCCAGAACGGACAACCCCUUAAAGCAGGAGACGAGCCGAUGGACAACGAGCGAAGCCGAGGACAGUUGGAGUCCGUCGAUGCGUCCAUCCUGCUCUCUGAGCCGCUCGCCGCCCGUCAGGCUGCUCAGAGAUCAGUCAGAGAGAUCCAGGAGCGGCUGACCGCCAUGGUUCUGCAGCACAGCCGGGCCCAGCUGGACUCCGGGGACAAACAGGACAACGGUCCAUCACCAACAUCAGCAGAUGAUCAGGAAGCUGAGAAAAGUUCUGAGAACGAGGAGACUUUUCUGUCUUUGUCCUCCAAGAUGUCCAAACUCCAGCAGGAGCUGGUGGAGCAGAGCACCAUCAAGAUGUUUCCUCACCCAGAUGUGGUGGAAUGUUGCCUCGUUCUCCUGCAUCUUAGGAAGUCCUCUCCCGUCUCCGACGUCCUCCAGGAGACGGCCAAAGAUCUGCUGCGGAAGUACGGAACCGGUCCUCGGAUCCUGAAGGCCUCGCAGCCGUUCUUCACGUGAUUGUCGUUUUUCCUGCAGACUCAAACGCCUCACCUGUACAGCUGUGACUUGAAUAAACACCUUUGAUA